AAACAAAUUCUAAAUUCUUUUUAAGACCAAGAGCCAAAUCGUUCUUAGCAAUGGUUGUGCCCUCGACGACUUCUCGCGAUGCCGUUUUGGAGUUGAUCAAACAGAAAGACUCCAUCGAGGCCAAAAUCAACGACCAAGGAAAAAUCCUGCAGGCAAAUCGCGUCGGCAUGGACGACCCGCUGGUGGACGGCGACGGUUACCCGCGGAACGACAUCGACGUGCACCAGGUCCGACAGGCUCGCCAUCAAAUCAUCUGCCUCCAGAAUGACCUUAAGGCUCUGAUGAAGCAGAUCGAGCACGGUUUGCACACGGUGCACGGCGAAACGGCCGCCCAGCGGCAGGAACAUCCCGGCUCGACCAAACUGCAGUCGAUACCGCCGUUGGAGGCGGAAAAUGGCGCCGGAGGUAGCCGCCAAGUGGCGGCCACGCGGCCAGUUAAACCGAUCGCCAAAGUGAACGUCGUUAGUGAGGGGUCUCCCGCACAGGAAGCGGGAAUUGCUUUGCGGGAUGAAAUCAUCGAGUUUGGAACGGUUAAUGCAGGAAAUUUUCGCGAUCUGGGACAGAUCGCCGUUGUCGUGCGAAAUUGCGAGAAUAAAACCGUUCCCGUGCGGGUUCGGCGUGACGGCGGAAAGCUGGUCGACUUGGUACUGACACCGAAGAGCUGGUCCGGCCGUGGUCUGCUCGGUUGUAACAUCGUCCCGAUGGAGUAGUAGUGAACCGACUUUCCUUUUCUUUCAUUGUGUAAAUAAAAACAACCAAAUCAUUCUAU
Sabethes cyaneus is the source of this 769-nucleotide messenger RNA. Its product is annotated as 26S proteasome non-ATPase regulatory subunit 9. Gene Ontology annotation, molecular function: protein binding. Gene Ontology annotation, cellular component: cytoplasm; nucleus. Gene Ontology annotation, biological process: proteasome regulatory particle assembly. The coding region runs from base 51 to 710 and encodes 219 amino acids. The transcript has 3 exons. NCBI's taxonomy places the organism in Eukaryota, Metazoa, Arthropoda, Insecta, Diptera, Culicidae. The record is from RefSeq and is a predicted model, not a curated record.